UUCCUGCUUAGCGAUAUUACGUAUUGCGUAAAGUCGGUGAACGCUAGAAUUAUACACGUACCUUGUAUAUGCGCACGAUACACAACAAAUUGCGUUACACACGCAAGAGAUGAAGACACCGAUGGCGGACUGACGCGAGCCCAUGGAUCGGCAGGUGGAUACGAUUGUUGUGAUCGUCUUGAAAGUAAUCGGAGGACAAUGCGAGAUAUGAUUAUACGUAUAUUCAGGAUCCCCGCGAGGAACGAAAGUAAUGUGACAAAUCAACGACGAAGCUCGGUACGUUAACAAAUGACUCUAUUAAGUUGAAACGUGGCUGAAACAGUAGCCGGCGUGGGCAUUCGUAUGUGCACGCAUACAUGUGUGAACAAGUAAUCGGCCUGGCAAAUUGAAUCGACGCAGCGAGCGAGUCGGGAUGCUGCGGAGAUGACGCUGUGCAUGCAUAUGUUGGGGUUGCCAGGUGGGACGGGAAUAUUACGAGGACGACGAGGGAUCUCCGAUAGAGGAGAAUGCUCCUCUCCCAGCAUGAACGAGCGAGCGAUUCCACGCAGAAAUCGGGAGGAUGGGAAGGGAAGAGAUCCUCUUGGGCGUCUUCAUAUAAAUGCCGGCGGUGCUCGCAGUACGAGAUCACAUAGAUUCGACCGUCAAAUCGACAGCCGUAUUAUCGUAUACAAACCGCCGGCACCGGCACGAAUCGUCUUCAUCAUGCAGUAUCUAAUCUUGGCCUUUGCAAUCUUCAGCUGCGUCUUCGGACAAUUUGGAUCUUUCCGCGGCUUUCCCAGCCAAAAUGCCUACAGAACAACGCCGAGACCCUAUCGACCGCAAUCGCAACCGCAACCGCAGCCGCAGUAUACAUCUGCCGCAAAACCGUUUAUAGGCAUUCGUAGCCAACAAAAGGAUACGUCGCCGGAUGGAUCUUAUACUUUCAGUUAUGAAACCGAGAAUGGAAUUUCAGUCUCCGAAAGCGGAUAUCCUCAAGUCGGACCUCAGGGUCAAACGGAGGUGGUCCAGGGCAGAUUUUCGUAUCCUGCACCUGACGGCACUCCCAUCACUAUCGAAUAUACAGCUGACGAGAAUGGCUUUCACGCUCAGGGUGCCCAUAUUCCUACGCCGCCCCCCAUCCCGGAGGCCAUUAAAAGAGCACUCGCGGCGAAUCCGCCCGGACCCGAUGACGAAAAGUACGAUCGGCAACCAUUUCAGCAGAGAUUCAGCGGACCGGUGUAUAACGCCAAUCCUUAUCGAAGAUUCUAAUUUUGCCGCACACUGUUCGAUCCGCAAAAUCUCUCACGACGCACUCACGACACAGCCAAGAGAAUCUGCUAGACAGCUAGACGGAGGCUCGGCUAGAUAUCGUGUAUCUUAUGUUGGCUUUGAAUCAUCUUCUUCCCAACCUCUAAUCAAUUCGAAGUGAUACGUGUACAUAGGAUACAGUAUGAUGGAUAUAACAACAGUAUCGACCCCUACAGCAAUAUAACUGUCGUUGUGCAAUAAAUCAGUAUAUAUUGUUUCUA
Molecule: messenger RNA, 1508 nt
Organism: Formica exsecta
Lineage: Eukaryota; Metazoa; Arthropoda; Insecta; Hymenoptera; Formicidae
Product: larval cuticle protein LCP-22-like
Exons: 6
Coding region: 424-1248 (274 amino acids)
Cellular component (GO): chitin-based extracellular matrix
Molecular function (GO): structural constituent of chitin-based larval cuticle
Source: RefSeq, a predicted model, not a curated record